Molecule: messenger RNA, 3857 nt
Organism: Drosophila hydei
Lineage: Eukaryota; Metazoa; Arthropoda; Insecta; Diptera; Drosophilidae
Exons: 5
Coding region: 317-3586 (1089 amino acids)
Source: RefSeq, a predicted model, not a curated record
CGUUCGUUUCGUUCCGCCGAAUUGUUGCGGUUUUCUUUGUCGCUGUUGUUGUUGUUGCGACGUUUUUGUUUAUGUUAAUUCGAUCGUGUUCACUAUUUAUUUAUUUGGAUUGGCCUCUACUGCCGCAUUGGCAAUAAAUUUUGGUGAAUUUAUCGUGCACGAAAUUGAAAGCGCAAAAGUUCCUUCCCACAGCCACCAUGGACGGACAUACCUGAUACCUGUGUUUGUUUCUUUCUGAGUGAAGGCAUUUAUUAAGCGUUUGCAGCUAAAAAGGGUCAAACCGGUUUAGUUUAGCCAGUUGCCCAGUUAUUCAGUCAUGGAUAUUGCUGCGGACUCUAGCACAGCAUCGAUCUCGGCUUGCCUGCAACGUGUUGCCUCACAGUCGAGUCUCGUCCAGGCCGCAGCGCCUCAUCAUUAUCAUUAUAUACAAUAUCCGGCUCAAUAUCUGCAACAACAGCAGCAACAGCCGCAGCAGCAAUGUCAGUGCCCCUGUUCCUGUGGAAGAGCCGCAGCAAUGCAGCAGCAACAGCAGCCGCAACAUCCGCCGCAUCCAAACGCUUCCAUGGCUGUCGACGUACUCGUCCAUCAGCAGACUUCGACGUCGACGGCGACAUCGACACCUGUCCAACAGGUGGGAGUGAAGGCCCAGUCAGCGCAGUCUCUGCUCAAUCAUUCCUAUCAAGCCCUGCCCAAUGAGGAAAAUCACAAUUUGCCCUUUGACAGCUCGACCCUCAGCUCGCCGAGAUGCGAAUGUGAUCUCGAGUGCAGCUGCGCUGCCAACAGCAUAUCCGUCUCCAUCUCACAGCAGCAACACAAGCGUAGCCUCCUCGCAGAUGCGAUGCUGGGCGCAGACGAGAUUACGGUCAGUGAAUCGGACAAUAACAGCACCAUGAUCAAGAAGAAGAAGCCACGUAAUGCGAACAACACGGCGGAUCAGCUGCCAGCCAAGGUGGACAGCUGCAAUGACAUCUACCAUGAUACGGAGCUCGAGGCGGUUGCAGCUGUUGCAGCUUCCUCUGCUAGUGGAGGUGCCAAAUCUCAAGGCCUGGAUGAUAAUCGUCCACCGUUGCCGCCACGCCCGCCGCCCAGGCCAAGGAGCAAUGCCAAUGGUUCCACAGCGCAUCGUCCUGGCGCUGGCAUCAAGAAGUAUGUAGUGUGGUGCCUCAUCUGUGGUGGCUUCAGCUGCCUCCUUGGCGUUCUCUUCCUGGGCGUCUACUUCCUGCUACAUUCCUAUACCAUAACCGUGGGCAACUUUGAAACGGUGCCCACUUUUGUGCCCGCCACACUGCUCAUUCUAACAGGCGUUUGCAUCAUGAGUCUGGCGCGUCGUCGCAAUCGGUACAGCUAUUUGAUCAAGCUUUCAGGCGCCUGUGGCUUGGUCUCAGCCCUAACCUGCGCCCUGGUCACUGUGACCACGACGGUGCUGCACAUGAGCCGACUGCAGGCCUUGCGCGAAUGCGAAUACGCGCAGAAGACGCGCACCUGCACCUGCUACUCGGAUCUGAUCGAGUCCCAGGUGGAUCGCGUGGACAAGGAAGGUGUGCGUCUGGUCUUUGACUCGCUCUCAGAUUGUGGCGUCGUCCAUGGUUCGCUCUACUCGUGUCUGCGCGCCAUCUUUGGACUCUCCGUUGCCGGAGUCCUGAUUGCCGUGUUCAGCUGCAUGCUGGUCUACCAGCUGCUCAGCCAUGAGCGCAAGAAGAUGUACUGGGAGCAGCUGGAGCUGCGCUGUCGUUCACUCUAUGCCACCCAGGCGCCGCCACCGCCGCAUAGUCUGAGUGCACCGGGUCGCAUGCUCAACUGUCGUUGCUGUGAGCAGUGCCAUGCCCAUCGGCAGCUGACGAACUCGUAUCCCUGGGAUGAGGCGAGCGCAGCAGCCGCAGCAGCAGCCGUAGCUGCAGGCGCUGGUGUUGGAGUUGGACCUGGAGCCGAGCAACGCUUCUGGACCGCCCAGCCGCCAGGGAAUUUCUAUUCACCCAAUCCAGGCGGCGGCGAGGAGGCGCUCAGUGGCUGUCGCAAUGGACGCAGCGGCUGGAGCUGGCCGCGAAUGCCAUGGCAACGCACCACGCCGGAUGCGACACGUAGAUUUCGACAAGCAGCUGCCAGCCCGGAUUCACAAUACGGCUUCAGCUCGGCGACAGCUGUAGCAGAUGGCAAUCAGAUGUUGAUUGAGGAGCCUGUCGUGGCUUUGACAACGUUACCAUAUGGCGUCUGGGGUCCACCGCCGCCGUACAGUGAUCCCAAUAGUCCGGCCAGACGGGGCUACUAUCAAUAUCUGCAGGCGGUUAAUCCCGCCAUGCCACAACAGAUGCAGCAGCAGCAGCAUCAACAGCAGCAACAACAGCAGCAGCAGCAGCUGCAGUUGCAACAGGAGCAGCAAGUGCCACAGCAAUCAGCUCAAUCUGCCACCAUGGAGCGCAUGGAUACUCUAAGUGUUGGUGGCGGAGGCGGCUGCACAGCCUCAUCUGUGAGUGGCUUCAAGGCCAAAGCCGUUGGCCACGCGGAAUACGAAAAUACGCACUCGGACAGCGAUGGCUGCAAUGGUUGGAGGGAGCGCGAUCGCUGCUCCAAUACCUUGCCCACGCGCAAGCUAAAGAAGCGCAUCGAGGCGGGCGCCAAGAGCAUCGGGCCACAGAACACCCAGAACAGCAGCCAGCAGCGACCAAAUGUCCAGCAGGUGUUUGCCAAGCAGCAGGAACCCGAGGUGGAGGAGGAGGAGGAGGAGGAACAGGUGCUGCAGGCGCAGCCAACAGCUGCCAAUGGAGUUGAGAACAAUGGCUAUCAGGACUCCAAUGGAGCCAUAGCCAAGGGCCAGGAAGCUGCCGAAUCGGAGGUUUACUUCGCUGAUGUGAGCAGCUGCUGCAAUGACAACUACUAUCAUCAGCCGCAUCAACAGCCUCACCAGCAUCAUCAUCAGCACAGCAACUGCAGCAGCAAUCAGAGCGGCAGCAACAGCAACAACAACGAGGAUUAUCUGGCGCAACGUUUCGGACGUAGGGAGCAUUCGAUCAGGAGUCGCUUGCCCAUACCGCAAGCCCGGCUCGAGGAUGACUACGAGAGCUCCAAUCUAAAUAUACCAACGCUGAAGAGCGCCGCCUUGGAUCAGCAGCAACAGCAACUGCAAAAGGACAUCUCAAGGCAAAGCAUGUGCUCUGUGGAAUCAGAGCCCAAAACGGAGUUCACAGACCUGUCGCCAUCGACGCCCUGCGAUGGUGCAUUGCAGCAGCUGCCGCCGCCACCUGCCAACUUUGCCAGCGAUCCGCCUGCCACGCAGACAACAGCUGCUAACUUUGUCGCCUCGUUUCCCUAUUCAUCGGAAUCGCAGUGUUUGGAGGCGCAUCGGCGUUCCACAAAAAAUAUACACGAGCUACUGCUGGCUGGGAAUGGCAGUGGCACCGAUUCCAUUCACGCUCCAGCCCACUAUGAGAUCAUCAACGAUCGCUAUCAGCUGCAACGCUCGGCCGCCGGCAGCAGCAAGCAGCACAAAUCCAAGUCGAAGAGUCGCUCGAGAGAGCAUUUGGAUAUCUAUGAAGGUAACCGUUGUCCGGGCGCCGAACGCACCGAUUGGUCCGAAGGCAAACGUUUGUGAGACGAAAAUGAAGUUUUCGUCUAGGUUUCAUAAACAACUCACUCACACAUCCAUAAACAGAUUACUGACUUAUGAUUUGUAAAAAUGAUUGCCAUCCAAAAUGAAGUCGAGUACAUUUAUAUUCGAUCUCUAAGUGAGCUUAGUAUUUCUCUCCCUCUCUCGCGGUCUUUCUUCUACGUUCCUGCUUCCCGCGCUUUUAAGCAUUGAGCUUCAAUUGAGCUGUCUUGUUUCAAUUACCUACUCACACACACACACAGUUAACUCUUUUGCC